Emys orbicularis (European pond turtle) is the source of this 1023-nucleotide messenger RNA. It is a transcript of the gene NEIL2, whose product is annotated as nei like DNA glycosylase 2. Gene Ontology annotation, molecular function: DNA-(apurinic or apyrimidinic site) endonuclease activity; damaged DNA binding; DNA N-glycosylase activity. Gene Ontology annotation, biological process: base-excision repair. The record is from RefSeq and is a predicted model, not a curated record. Bases 1 to 1023 code for a protein of 340 amino acids. Lineage: Eukaryota; Metazoa; Chordata; Testudines; Emydidae. The transcript is spliced from 4 exons.
AUGCCAGAAGGCCCGUCUGUGAAGAGGUUCCAGUUGCUGACUGCUCCUUUUGUGGGGCAGGUAGUGGCCAAGGUGGGAGGAAGCAGCAGGCAGAGAAACCUGAAGGAUCUGAAAGCAAUGAGGCUCCAGGACUCUCAGGCCUCUGGAAAGAAUUUAUUCCUGGCAUUCGGUGCCGCUCUGGAAGCAUGGACCAUGGGUGGAAGCCCAUCUCCAGGUCCUGUGGAAGAAGAGCCAACCCUCCAAGGAGAGGCUGACCGCGGGGCAUGCUCCCUUACCCUUGCUCAGGAAGGACAGGAGGAUGAGGUCUCUCAGCUAAGCCCCAAAGAAUACAGUGUGCCGAGAAAGCAGGAAACGGAAUGUUCACUGCCUGAUGCCGCAGAUGCAGCAGGAGACACUUGGAAAUGGCUGCGCUUCCAUUUUGGUUUGUUUGGCAGCAUCCGGGCGAAUGAGUUCUCGAGAGCUAAUAAGGCGAACAAAAGAGGGGACUGGAAGGAUCCCGUGCCCAGGUUGGUUCUGCACUUUGACCGCGGGGGCUUCCUCGUCUUUUACAACUGCCGGAUCCACUGGUGCACCUCUCCCGCUGUGGAACCUGCUUCUGACAUCCUGUCUCCCAAGUUCCAUCGGGGGCAGGCCUUGGCAGCCCUUCGCCAGCCGACGUCCAUCUGCUACACUCUUCUGGACCAGAGAUAUUUCUCCGGUCUGGGGAACAUCAUUAAGAACGAGAUCUUAUAUUUGGCAAGGAUCCACCCAUUAUCGCAAGGCUCGCUCUUGGCUCUCUCAGAUCUUGAAUCCUUGCUGGAUCAUGCCGUUCAGUUCAGCACAGACUGGCUACAUAAGAAGCUGGCUGGAAAAGGAUUACACUAUCAGAUCUACCUGAAAGAAAAAUGUCCUCUUGGGCAUGAGGUGAUGCAGGGAACUUUUGGACCCCGAGAUGGGUUUAAGAGGCUUAGCUGGUGGUGUCCUCAGUGCCAGCCUCUAGUACCUCCUGAAGGGAAUGACCCAAAUCGCUUACACGCUGAGUGA